AUGAAUUUUUUUAUUAAAAAAGAAAAACAGUCCAAACACCUUAGUCUGUUAACAUCUAUCUAUCUAUCUAUCUAUCUAUCUAUCUAUCUAUCUAUCUAUCUAUCUAUCUAUCUAUCUAUCUCGAGAAAGAGAAAUACAUUUUUCUCUCUCUCUCUCCCAGACACUUUUUUUUCAUGGCUUCUAUUAAUUUCUGUCUAUCCUAAUUUGUAUCUAUCUAUCUAUCUAUCUAUCUAUCUAUCUAUCUAUCUAUUCAAGGCCCUCAUCUAUCUAUCUAUCUAUCUAUCUAUCUAUCUAUCUAUCUAUCUAUCUAUCUAUGACUUUAUAUUUCGGCCGUUUCUCGAUGCUUUUACGGUUAAGGAAGGAAUCGAAAAAGUUAAUGUCAACAGUGAAGCAACUGUGCUGGUCUCACGGAAAGGAGCAACGCAAUUUAACCAAAGAAGAAAAGCCAACACUGAAUCUUACCCAAGACCAGGAGUUGGGCCUCCUUCUGUCUUCGUUCGCGUUCUUCGUCCAGUUGAUGAUCAAUACUGCGGCUUCUAG
Acanthosepion pharaonis is the source of this 540-nucleotide messenger RNA. NCBI's taxonomy places the organism in Eukaryota, Metazoa, Mollusca, Cephalopoda, Sepiida, Sepiidae. The record is from the annotation of a GenBank genome assembly.